AUGCCCUCGUCCUCGACACCAUACGCCAAGACCGUACAAGUUGGCCGGUCCAGGUCUGACGUUUCCCUUAUGAGGGACAAGAACGGUUGCAUUACUUGCCGCGUUCGCCAGAAGAAAUGCAGUGGUAUCGAGAUCGGUCAAACAAGCUGUGGAGACUGCUUGCGACUCAACAUUCAGUGCCUUGGUGUCACUCACAAUCGACCUGACUGGUUGCGCAAUCCUGAGGCUCUCAAGGAGACCAAAUACCGCAUCAAGCACUACCUAACUGAGCAUCCUGUUCCACGGGGUCGCGGUCCAACUCCAAAGCGUCCCCAUUUGGAUUUUUAUGACUUGAUUGAAAAGUACUCUCCGCGCAUCCCAACUACAGAGGAGUGCCAUCAAUAUGUGAAGCUCGACCAACUCCAGCCGAUGUCACCCGAGUCACCGUCAACAAAUUACCCAGGCGGAUAUCUUUCAGUCCCGACCAGCCACUAUGGGUCACCGACUUCAUCGUCUCCCUCCUCUUCUUAUACGGCAAUGCCUAGUACGCCAACGAAUCUCAGCGACGAUUUGUUUGCGUCAACCGAUAUGUGCAACUAUGCAGGUGGAAUAAUGACUCCCGAACUGUUCUACACCCAACAACAGGGGAUUUCCUACCACGAUGCAUACGUGCCUUUGAACUCAACCUUCGAGCAAUCAGUAUCUCCAACCGCUAGCCAAACUUCCACUGGUGGCAGUCCCUAUCGCCUUAACUAUGCGCCCCCGGAAUCUUUGUUUCUCACCAGCAUUAGCCCCAACUCUCAGUAUCACCAGUACACCCACAACCACCUAUCUGGACAGACAAGUCCCAGUGCGCGGCGCCAGUGA
Molecule: messenger RNA, 846 nt
Organism: Rhizoctonia solani
Lineage: Eukaryota; Fungi; Basidiomycota; Agaricomycetes; Cantharellales; Ceratobasidiaceae
Product: Fungal Zn(2)-Cys(6) binuclear cluster domain
Exons: 6
Coding region: 1-846 (281 amino acids)
Biological process (GO): regulation of DNA-templated transcription
Molecular function (GO): zinc ion binding; DNA-binding transcription factor activity, RNA polymerase II-specific
Source: RefSeq, a predicted model, not a curated record